This is a messenger RNA of Fusarium verticillioides 7600, 597 nucleotides long. Its product is annotated as 4-coumarate-CoA ligase. The transcript has 3 exons. The record is from RefSeq and is a predicted model, not a curated record. Lineage: Eukaryota; Fungi; Ascomycota; Sordariomycetes; Hypocreales; Nectriaceae. Gene Ontology annotation, molecular function: CoA-ligase activity. Gene Ontology annotation, biological process: secondary metabolic process. The coding region runs from base 1 to 597 and encodes 198 amino acids.
AUGGCUGUCACUCUGUUCGCCCCAGAUGAAUUUGAUGUCUCGCAUGCAGGUGUUGGAUAUCUCGUUCCGAAUAUGCAAAUUAAGAUACUCAAAGAUGAUGGUCAAAUGGCUGGAUACGAUGAAGAAGGAGAAGCACUGAUUAGAGGACCAAACGCCUUCAAGGGAUAUUACAGAAACCCAGAGGCAUCGAGGGAGAUCCUAGAGGGUGGGUGGCUCAAGACUGGAGAUAUUGUCACGAUGGACAAGGGUGGACUCUUAAAAAUUGUCGAUCGCAAGAAGGAGCUCAUCAAAGUGAAGGGCUUUCAGGUAGCCCCCUGCGAGAUUGAGGGGGUACUUCUCGAACAUGAGCAUGUCAUAGACUGUGCAGUCGUCCGAGUGAUUAGAGACGGACGAGAACAUCCACGAGCAUUUAUUGUACGCAGCGAUAACAAGAUCACUGGUACAGAUAUCAUGGAAUUCCUGGAAGCGCGGCUCUCAGCGCAUAAAAAGCCUACUGGAGGAAUCGUAUUUGUGGAUGCCAUACCUAAAUCGCCGUCGGGCAAGAUUCUGCGUCGGAUGCUACAAGAGCCGGCAUCUAGAGAAAUAGCUCAUCUCUAG